AACACCUCCAAGUUUACCUUGUAAUACACGUCUUCUAGUAAACCUAUAAGGGACUAUAAAUAUGAAGACCUCUUCAUUUGCAUUCCCUUGGUCUUCGUCCUAAGCAUUUCUACCCUUCUCCCUCCAAUUUCCACCGUUUUCUUUCCCUUCAAACUCCCUUCCUAAACGCGCCAUUCCUGUUCUACCAGGGAAAAAAACGUUUCAUUUUUAAGGGCACGCAAUUCCCAGAAAUCCUUUAAUUUAAUUCCGAAUAAAUCCGACAUUUUCUUUAAUUCAGUUAGGAUUGACAAAACGCGGGAAAUUUGAGGCUAGAGACAUUGCGUAAGGAUUCAAGAUGACAAGUCUUCAGAUGAUUCUUGCUUGAGGGACAGUGCUUCAACCUGCAGUGGUAAGAACUCGUUAAAAAGGCGGUUUUUCAUCAACAAGAGGGUUGGAUAGUGAAGUAGUUUUAGGUUGAUUACAUAACAUAACAACUGUAUUCUGAUUAGUUAUCCUAGUGACCCUAAAAGGAUAGUGAGAUUCUCUAGCUUUAGGAUUCUUUAUAUAAGGCAAACUGGAUUCACUAGACAUGAUUUCAGGCCAACCCUCCCCUGUUCUGACUGAUCCUGCACCCAUCAAUCAGAGACUUGGGGCUCAUCCGAACUUGAUGCCUUACUCUCCGACAGGAUCAUCGUUCUCAUCGGGGAUGUACAUACCAAUUUCUAAGAAAAAACCUGGCUUGCUUGAAGAUGUUCUUUCCAAUGGGUGGUUAGAUGCCAUGAAAUCAUCUUCCCCUCCUCACAAACGACACUUUAAGGACUUCAGUGUCGAGAUUGCUUUAGACGACACUAACUUUCUUUAUUCUUCUUGGAUGACUAAGCAUCCAUCUGCCUUGGCUUCCUUUGGGCAAAUCACUGAUUUCGCGAAGGGUAAGAAGAUUGCUAUAUUUUUGGACUAUGACGGAACACUUUCUCCAAUAGUCGACGACCCUGAUCGUGCACUAAUGGCUGAUGAUAUGCGUUCUGCAGUUAUAAACGUUGCCAAGUAUUUUCCGACAGCAAUCAUUAGUGGAAGAAGCCGCGAUAAGGUAUAUGAUUUAUUAGGUCUAGCAGAACUGCACUAUGCUGGUAGUCAUGGUAUGGAUAUCAUGAGUCCUAUGCACAGAAUUUCCGAUAGAAAUUCUAACUUAAAUGACUCCAUUGACACGCAGGAUAAGCAAGCGAGUCUUUUCCAGCCUGCUACCGAAUUUUUACCCAUGAUCGAUGAGGUUUUUAGAACCCUUGUCGACACAACCAAGGAUAUAAAAGGCGCGAUAGUAGAGAAUCACAAGUUUUGUGCGUCUGUACAUUAUCGAAAUGUUGAAGAGAAGAAUUGGCCAACUAUUGCUCAGCUUGUUCAUGAUGUCCUUAAGAAUUACCCUCGUUUACGUUUAACUCAUGGGCGUAAGGUUUUAGAGGUUCGACCUGUUAUUGACUGGGACAAGGGGAAGGCCGUGGAGUUUCUGCUCGAAUCCCUUGGCUUAAGUAACAAAGAUGAUGUGCUCCCAAUCUAUAUCGGAGAUGACAAGACCGAUGAAGAUGCAUUUAAGGUGCUUCGAAAGGGAAACCGAGGUUAUGGUAUACUCGUAUCACCGAUGCCAAAAGAGACUAAGGCAUUGUAUUCUCUCAAGGAUCCUUCAGAGGUAAAGCAAUUUCUGGAAGCCCUAGUAAAAUGGUGGGAGCAGAAUCACUCCCAGUACAAACAAGAGGAACAAUUAAUUAACUAGGCUUAUUGGUUCUACAUAUUUUAGAUUGGAGUUUACAUUUUGAUCUUAUGCAGCAAAGGCUGCCAGCAUUGUUAUUAUUGCAAGUUUAAGUUGUAGUUUGUAAUUUUUUUUAUCUUUUAUUUUUCUCGCCUUUUUCAUUAAAUGUAUGUUUUAGGGUCAGAGUAAUCUGGAUAAUUGUACCAUCAAAACUAGCAAUUAAUACCAUCUUACUUUCUA
Molecule: messenger RNA, 1960 nt
Organism: Amaranthus tricolor (Joseph's coat)
Lineage: Eukaryota; Viridiplantae; Streptophyta; Magnoliopsida; Caryophyllales; Amaranthaceae
Product: probable trehalose-phosphate phosphatase F
Exons: 13
Coding region: 569-1744 (391 amino acids)
Biological process (GO): trehalose biosynthetic process
Molecular function (GO): trehalose-phosphatase activity
Source: RefSeq, a predicted model, not a curated record